AUGGCGAGAAUCAAGGAUGUUCAGCCCUCGCUACCAAAAGGGGUACGUCAAAAAGAUGGUGACAACAAGCGUGAUAGUCAGGGCGAUGCGACGGUGGCACGAGGUAUGAGCACGAGUAAGAAUUCGCGCUCAAAACCCAGCCUGAACAACGAUACAUCUUCGGAAGCCGACGAAGAAAUUCUAGAAGAGUACGAUAACGACGAGGCAGAUAUAGAAAAGGGUGGUGCGGAAGAAAUGUCCGAUGAGGAAUCGCUUGAAGAAUCUCAAGAGGAACGCAAGAGAGCGAACCAGAUUCGAGAGCAAGAGAAAGACCAAGCCGACCGCAAUACGAGCAUCGAUGAAGAGGAGACUGCACCUACAGACAUCGAUGAUGAUUCUGCUGACCCCUCCGAUGUAUCCAAGAAAGGCCUGCUCGAUGAGAUCUACGCGAACUGGAAGAUCCACAAGUUGGGGGAAAUACUGCGGGACGGGACAAGACGGACUUGGCUUUCUGGUACCACAAACAUCGACGACCAUGAGUGGAACAAAGAGACCUUACACGGCUUUCGAAAGUUAUCUAGUCUGACGAAGGACAAUCGUGAAGGUGCAAAAGCGGAUAUUGCUAGGAGACUGCAAUGGAGAAGGCAUAGAGCAAACAGCGAAGGAACUGGUAAGGACCGGGACGUCAAGGAGCCCAGAUUGUGCGCAGAUUUAAAGGCGAUUUGCGCGGACUUGAAGGAAAAGCGGAAAGCAGAAGAUGAUGAUGAGGGCGAUGAAGAGCUGGCAGGACCCAAGAAGAAGAAGCCAAAAACGAAGGGCUCUUCAUCUAAAGAUGAUGAGAACGAUGUUGACAGCAGUCUCGAUGACUUCCUUAUUGGCACUGAGAUACAGAACAGAGAGGACAGAGAUGUUGCACUCAUACGCAUCUGCGAGAAUUUGGGAACCACUUCGAUCCUUGAAUUUCUUCCAGCAGGCUUACGUCCAAUUGGUGUAAACAGCGAUGGAGACCUAGAUUGGAGAAUUGUUGGCCAAAUGCUUGACUUCUCCAACACUGUUAGAACAGAAGCGCAACGCAACAUGUUGAGACAAGAAUUGGUAGACCAAGUGGCAGAAAGAACAGGCCUCGAUUCCGAUAUGGUUUGUGCGGAUAUUGCACUAGCUGGCGAGCAAUUCUAUCGUGAAGUAAGACAUGCAGAGCCGCCGACUCCGAACAGGACAUUGCGAAGUCACGCUCGACCAAACCCACCACUGGCUGCAAGUAGAUCAGCUGAAACAUUUCAGGAGCCUCCUAUGACGCCCACAUCUGGAUCAUAUAGGUCUUCAAGUAGGCGAUCCCAGUCCAGAUUUCUGGGCCCAAUUCAGAAGCAAGGUGCCACUGAUCAAACACGACCCGUCACAAAAGCCAACAGCAAAAGCGGAAGUACAUCUCAUCAACAGCCAACCCAAAGGACUCAACAACAGGGGCGCACCUCCUUCACUUCAGAUCUUCCAGAGCAACAAAGCUACCAAACAGGACGGCAAGCCUUCUCACAAGCCCCAGUACGGCCCGCAAAUGAAUCGCUCCCUCAGGCUCUUGAUCUUAUCUACAGGAAUUGGAACAUCGCUUCACUUCGCGACAUCAUACCAUUACGCUUGAUCCCGGCGGGUGUGAGGAGCGAUGCUGAUUUCGACAGCACGAUCGUCGCGGGUCUUGUUGUUCUAUCCAACCUUACAAACACACAAGAGCGCCGUACUGCAGCUAGGCAAGAGUUUGAAAACGCGAUCGGCUGGUCGUCAAGGCCCAGUGUAGAUAAUGUGCUCUCUCUCAUUGCAAGAAUUAUUGCGCGAUUCCAUCCAACAGAACAACCAGAGAGCAACAUCCAUGGAAGAACACUAGUUCAGAGUCCAAUCAAUCAGACACUGGGAGAGGUAGCCGCACCGAAUCUCGGAGCGCAGGCAAGGGUAGAAGCUGCUCAAGAGACGCAUCGACAACGACCACUUCUUCCAGCUCACCCACGUCCCAACACCGUCGCUGAGCCUCUUGCCACCGAAUCGGGGCUGCGAAGAGCCCUGGACGAGCUAGACACUAGUGAUGCUGAAAUUUUGGUCCGACAGUGCAGACGCAGGCUCGCGUAUUUCCGUAGUAUUGGUGCAUCUACAGAAGAAGACGAGGUGCAGCUGGAAGUCGCGAUAAGUCUGCGGGAUCACGCUACAUACUCGGCAAGGACUGACUACUUGCUAAGACGUUUACAAGAACAACGAAGAGGAGCGCGGAAUGGCGAGCUGGCUACUACUGGGCAGUGUGAACAGGAUAUGCGAGGAAGGGGUGCAGAACAAGAGGGAAGAGACAGUGAUGGUAAAGAGAACGGAGAGGAUGAUGGGGGUGACGUGGAUGGCAAUGCUGAAGGUAAUGGAGACAAAUAG
This is a messenger RNA of Alternaria alternata, 2382 nucleotides long. RefSeq lists its product as hypothetical. The transcript has a single exon. NCBI's taxonomy places the organism in Eukaryota, Fungi, Ascomycota, Dothideomycetes, Pleosporales, Pleosporaceae. The record is from RefSeq and is a predicted model, not a curated record. The coding region runs from base 1 to 2382 and encodes 793 amino acids.